AUGCAUAAGCUCGGCUUCAAAACGCGCAAGGAGGCCAAUGCGCCCACGACUCUUAACGCGGGGUCAGCACCGACCCCGUUAGCCGCCAACGAUCUGCCGUCCUACCUGACAGAGACGCCCAGGCGUACGAUCGGCGAGCCUCGGUUGACGCCUCAGCCGCUGCAAGGCGCCUUCGCGUUGAAUCCGACCAAUAAAUCACUGAGCCUGAGCGAUCAAGGACACGAUCGUUUGCAGCGUUUACAAGACGCCAGUAGCUCUCACUUUGUCAGAGUUGACCGCAAGGCAUCCAUCACCGCUGCCAGCACGCGUGUACCGCCUCCAUCUGUAUACCCUUCACAACUCAAUCACGACACCCAACAAGACGUGCCUCAUAGAUCAUCAAACGCAAAUCCUACAAGAGUCUCACCGCCUGCCGCUUCUGCCCCAGAGGACGGCGCGAUGACGCAAAUACAUCCAUACGCAAGGCAGAAACUACCCUCUCGCUCAUGUGCCUCACCUAAUGUUCCGGCCAUGGCGCCCAUUGCGCCGUUGGUCGUUAACCCUCGUAAGGCAUCUGCCGGCAGCUUGCAGCGCUACGGCACAAGUGGAAGGAGUCCCCGUAUGGACAGUCCCACAGCAGCUCAGUCGUCAGAAUCUCGUACUAAUAUGGUCAAGAGCACCAGUCUGUCCCCGGAAAGCCUGCUGAGUACGCCAGCGAGACAGCAAAGACUCCGACAGAGGAGCGCCAACAUGCCUGUCGAGCCACAGCCACGCGUUCCAUACGGGCCUACCGAGCUUACUCGACGGGCGUCGCUUGAUAGCCUUCUGCCGCCUGCUGCCAUCAACCCAGAGCUACUGAAUAAACCUGAUGUACCGACGUCACCUGAAGCGUCUAUUUCGCCUGUCAAGCUCAAGUCGAAGCUUCAGCAUGCGACGCAACAGGCGCCGCGGUCCGGCACCUCCCACGCUCGGGCAGCAACGACUGGCACACGCGCUGCAUCUGGGCAAACAUUCCUGCUGCAACCGCGCUCCUCUAGCCGCUUCGAAGGCGUCCAGUCUUCAUUGACAAGCAAUGCUGCUAGCCCACCCGGCACACCGAGGCACAAGGCUCACGUCGCGUCUCCUGUCGCGACAUCGCCAGCCUCGAAUGAACAAGACCCCACACCACCUGCACCGGUCUUCACCGAUGUAUUUACUUCUGUCUCAAGCAAGACGCCUGGCUCUCCGAAGCCAGACUUCAGCCUCUCGCUCGGCAUCAAGCAAUCAACGCAGACCUGCAAGCUCGCCGACAUUGAUUGCGACGGCAAUGGCUUUACUCUCUCGUUAGGCUCCAUUGGCGGCCUAGGCAUCGACAACUUCGAUAUUUCGCUCGUGACGACAUCUACCAGACGUAUCGGAGGCACGUCAAGUGACAACAAGACAGAGUGGCAGCUGCAUAUUGUGCCCAAAAGCAAGCAAACAUCUCAGGCUACCACCGAGCGUAUCGCUGCAGGUCAACCGAGCUUCUCGACGCCUCGCGUGACAAGAGCAUCGCCUGCCGAGCGGCCAUCUUUGUCUGCCGCAAAGAUGCGUCGAUCGAUCUCUGACACGACGCCCGCCUCUAGCCAGAUGCCUCCCACGCCUGAAACCCCAGAAUACAUUCGCAGCGUUGCAACUCAACAGUCGCAGCCGGUCUCCCGACGACCUUCGACGCCUACCAGACAUGCUGCAUUCUUACUGCCCAACGCUCAGGGUGAGACCGAAGAUCACCUGCAACACAAUGGACCGCCUACACCCAGAGCACAGAGGAGGGAGCCCACACCGAGCACAUCUAAUACAUCUCUGCGAUCGCAUGCUCCUGCCUUCCGCGAGAAAGGCGGGUUGCUAGGUCGUUCGCCCAAUCCGGCUGCAGCGGCAGCUGCUGCGAUGUCAAACGAAUGGCACGGCCGACCGAAGACUCCCUCGAGCUACUUUCCUUACGAAGACUGGUCACAAGCCUAUCGCGUCGAGACCGAAUCGCCUCGCUCUAUGCAAUUCUCAAGCUCAUCAGAAUCAGAGUCUGCCAGCAUGAAAGGUCUGAACAUUGGCCUGGCUCUAGACGAUCUCAGCAAGUCUCGAUCUCGCUCUGCUUCUUACUGGUCCGACACCGAAGGCACAGAUACGGAUGAGGAGAACGAGGCAGACUGUGCACCGCGACCCAAGACCCACCUCGCCUACAUCUAA
Mixia osmundae IAM 14324 is the source of this 2181-nucleotide messenger RNA. RefSeq lists its product as uncharacterized. Bases 1 to 2181 code for a protein of 726 amino acids. The transcript has 2 exons. The record is from RefSeq and is a predicted model, not a curated record. Lineage: Eukaryota; Fungi; Basidiomycota; Mixiomycetes; Mixiales; Mixiaceae.